GCAGCUGUUUCGGGGAAAAGGGGGAAAAUACAAUAACAAUGGGUUAAAACGGGCAUACAUUCGCUGUCAGAGUAUGUUGCGAGUUCUCGUGGCAAAUAAUGUUUGGUGAAACUACAGGUUUUAUUAAAAUAAUGAGUGUGAGGAACAUAAUUUAUAAACCACAAUUUAAUACGAGAGUAAAAAGUGUUUGAAACGUCAUGAGGUCAGAACAACACGGUCUACAAUAAAUUAUACAUAAGUUAUUCCGCGAACAGGCAUUACGUGACCGUGCCAUAUCAUAUCACAACAUGUAGUGUGGAUAUUCCACGUUAAACGCGUGUAAAGAAGCUGUUGUAGCACAUAAGUCCAUUGGUUCUUAUAGUCUUAUAUGUUGCGAGUCGUCUUAUUGCACUGUACUGAUGCGCGCUAACGCCCAACAGCGCGCGCACACCCCUCUCGGAGCAAAAACAAACACCACGCACUUCUAAGAGAGGAGAAGCUCACGUCCUCAUAAAAGAGCAGAAGUAGGCGGCGCGUCAGCGAAGGGCUGCACUGUUUUGAUGAACGCUGACAACGAGCUGUGUUUUCAACCUGCAAAUAACAGUUUCACAGUACAGUAGUCUGUUGGGUGGGGCAGUUCAGUGAGAAAAUGUCCAAGUUAUUCCGGGCUGUUAUUAUGGGUCCACCAGGUUCGGGGAAGGGGACCAUCUCGGAGAGGAUCGCGCACAAUUUCGGCCUUAAACAUUUGUCCAGUGGAGAUUUUGUUCGAGAAAACAUCUCCUCAAAAACUGAUGCCGGUGUUUUAGCCAAGACGUAUAUUAAUAAAGGACUGCUGGUUCCAGACCAUGUGAUGACACGUCUUUUGUUGCCUCGACUGGAGGAGAUGACCAAAUACAGCUGGCUGUUAGAUGGUUUUCCUCGGACACUGGCACAGGCUGAAGCUCUGAACAGUUCCUGUGACCUGGAUGUAGCCAUUAACCUCAACAUCCCUCUGGAAACACUGAAAGAACGACUGCGACAUCGAUGGAUUCAUCCACCCAGUGGGAGAGUGUACAAUAUGUGCUUCAAUCCUCCGCGCAUCCAGGGGCUGGAUGACAUCACAGGGGAGGCACUGAUUCAGCAGGAGGAUGACAGACCAGAAGCCCUGGUGGCCAGACUGAGACACUACAAAGAUGUUGCCAAACCUGUCAUAGACUUCUAUAAGGCUAAAGGCAUCCUGUACACAUUCUCGGACACAGAGACAGAUCGAAUCUGGCCCAAUAUCAACACACUUCUCAGCACAAAGAUCCCAGCCAUCCAGUCAGAUGCUCGCUGCGCUUCAACCCGCUGAGGAAAUUGUCUGACAAUCAAUUACAUCCAAGAAAACAACACAAAUUACCAAUCGAAUACAUUGAUUUCCAAAGAUUCCCUGCUAGUUAUUUUGUGAUCACAGCUUGUCUGUUAGUAGUAUAGUGGUAUUUAUCAGUGUGCUAACUCUGCUUGUUUCAAUUCCUGUAAAGAUUUCAUACAUUUCAGGGACCAGUUCUGCCAUUUCAGCAUUUGCUGGAAUCAUGGGUGUCAGUCUGGGUAAAAUCCAGCUUAAAUUCAAUAAAGAUGUCGGUUCCUCUAUUUAAAAUGCACAAAAUUCCAUGUGCACGUGACUGAAUCAUGAAUAAUAAGUGAAGGGUAGAUUCUUAUGACUUUGUGUGUGUAAUUCUAGCUGGAAGGCUUUAUAAGAUCUUUGUGGUGUUUGCCUUUCUCUGUUUCUGAUUUGUUGAGGUGAUAUGUUACUACACACCCAAAAGAAUGGUGUAAUUAUUUUUAAGCAUUUUACACCCUCAGAAAUAAAAAUACACGAGCUGUUACUGGAGUGGUACCUUUUCAAAAGGUACACAUUUGUACUUGAAUGGUCCAUAUUGGUAUCUACAAAUAUAUCUACAAAUUUUUGGAGGAACACUUUUGUACUUUUGGGGACUAAUAAGUACUCUUGAUUUAUUAAAAUGGACCUAUUAGGUACUGUGAUAGUACCUUUCGAAAAGGUACCACCCCUGUGAUAGCUCGUCUGCCUUUAUUUCUGAGAGUGUACAUGCUCUAGAAUCCAAAUAUGCCACAUUUGCCUUGAAAGUACAAUUUCUUUUAUUUUGAUGUGCUGAAGUUGCUUUUGUGGUCGCCAGGUCUUAUAUGUUGAAUUCUGUCAACGGAAUGUGUUGAAAAUGAAACUGAAUUUUUACGUAACUAUAGAAAAUGGCUAUAUGUUAGUGUAUUGAGAUAAAAUAUAUCAGAUGUUCUUUAAACACUGCCUCCUUUUUAGUAAAUACUGUUCAGUGUUGUGUUUCUAACAGACAAGUCAGUGAGAUCCUGUUUUAUAUAUUACGUGAUUAUAUCUUUAAACCAUUUGUGAUUUAAUAACUGUUGAGUGUGUUCAGAUAAAAUAAUAGUGACAUCUCUUUUAUCCAGAAGAUUAAAGUACAAAUUUGCUAGAAACCACAGAUUAAGUUACAAUUCGAUUAUAAUUUGUCCCUAAAACAAAGAUAAGCUGCAUGACCUACUGUAGGUGUUGUAAACAUGACUUCAUGCUUAUCAACUGUGAUAUUUUUGUUCAGUUUUUUAUUUUAUUUUUUAGAUAUACAUAGAUAUGCUUUCUUGCUUCACUCUCUCUCUCUCAUUUUCCAGUUCUAUAUACCAGCCAAAAAGGGUUGGAGAAAACUCUCAAAAGCCUAUUGUUGUGCAAUACCAUAUACAAGAAAUGACAUGACUGAGCUUUCCCUGUCCCCGUUAAGAAAAUAAACUUAUUUUCUCAAAAA
This is a messenger RNA of Danio rerio (zebrafish), 2762 nucleotides long. The record is from RefSeq and is a predicted model, not a curated record. Lineage: Eukaryota; Metazoa; Chordata; Actinopteri; Cypriniformes; Danionidae.